AGAGCGCGGGCUGCCCGGCAGCGGUUGACCUCGUGCAUCGGCCAAGUAAAUGUCAAGUCAGGAAUUCAAUUCCCAGGGGCUCGGCUGGGCGGGGCGGGCGAGGGUUGCCUCCUUUUCGAUCCUCCUCACUGCGCUCGCAAGUCUUCUUGCUUCGUCCAUGAUUCUCUCGAGGCGAAUCCAUAGUCCGGACUGACUCGGCUGCUCGAUCCACAUCUUGCCGCAGAGAGUUGUGAACUCGAUGGCUAGAUUCGUCGAAUUCCGAUGGAUCCUCGCCAUCCUUUUCCUGUGUGUGAGCACCGUGCAGAGAAUGUCAGCUUCGCAGGUGCAAGCGAGCUCGAUUGGGGAAAGGAGAAUUCUGCAGGACGUCGGAGAAGAGCAGAAGGGAAUACUUCUUGAGUUCAAGAAAGGCGUCGUGGAUGAUAAUUCGACGCUUGCGAGCUGGCGAGAUGGAACGGCAGUCUGCCAGUGGAAGGGCGUGGCUUGCGACGAGAGUCUGCGUGUUGUAAAUAUUUCUCUGAGGGGUGGGGAGUUGGGCGGUACCAUAUCUCCGGUCCUGGGCCAGCUGCAGUUUCUGACGGUUCUGGAUUUAUCCUAUAACACAUUCAGCGGCAUAAUCCCAGAUUCUCUAUGCUCUCAUCAGAGCCUUCUCUCCCUCAACCUCUCGAUGAACUCAUUAUCUGGCAGUAUUCCCUCUGACCUCUCCAACUGCUCGUCGCUUGAGGUCCUCGACCUCAACGCGAACUCUUUAACCGGAAGCAUUCCUGACUCUUUAGGAGGACUGCAGUCUCUUCGGUACUUGAGUUUAUGGAACAACACGCUAACUAAUACUAUUCCUGCCAGUCUAGGAAACUGCUCAUCUCUCCAAGUUCUCGUCCUUAGCUUGAACUCUCUUUCAGGAGGUAUACCAUCACAGAUAGGGAAUUUGGCAAACCUGGAGGAACUGUACAUUGAAUCCAACACCCUCCAAGGUCCCAUACCAAGCUCCAUUGCAAACUGCUCUGCCCUCCGAGAGCUGCAUCUGGGAGAGAAUCAGCUGUAUGGAGAAAUUCCUGUCGUGAUUGGACGCCUCGCAAAGUUGGAAUAUGUCACUCUUCAGUCGAAUAGGCUAGAGAUGGGCAUUCCGAGUUCGUUGGGUGAUUGUUUGUUGCUGAUGCAGAUAAACUUGAGCUUCAACCGUCUGAAUGGAACCAUUCCUACUUCUCUUGGUAAACUCAUGAACCUCCAGGUACUGAACCUGGAGGGUAACGAGCUUCAGGGAAUGAUUCCGGCUGAGUUCGACCACUUACCAGGACUCCAGGAGCUAAUUCUUGGGAGCAACCAGUUGUCGGGUUACGUACGUGGCCUCAAUGGCUCUUCUCUGACAGAAGUCCGAUUGAACAACAAUAGUCUCAGUGGAGAACUUCCUGCAUUCCAAUCGGAGUCGAACAUUUCCACGUUGAAUCUCUCGAAAAAUAGGCUGACUGGGGCGAUUCCGGACAGCAUCGGGUUGCUAGAGCACGCUGUGUCAAUUGACUUCUCGUUCAAUCUCUUGACCGGUUCCAUUCCCAGUUCUUUGAGCUCCUGCAAAGAACUGGAGUCGCUGGAUUUGUCGGACAAUGAACUCUCGGGUGGAAUUCCAAGUUCUCUCGGGGAGCUCUCUUUCAUGCGAUUCGUAGAUCUUUCCAAUAACCAGUUACAGGGAUCCAUUCCUACCAGUUGGCAGAACUCCUCCACCGAUUCCUUUGCAGGUAAUUCGGAGCUCUGUGGGGAGCCCACGCGAGUGGUGUGUAAUAGUCCAAGUGCGGAGAGGAGUCGCACGUGGAUCUACAUAUCUGUCGCACUUGGCACUCUCAUUGUCGGAAUUGUGGCACUGUCAGCUUCUAUUUGGUGCACAUGGAAGAAGAAGAAAUCAACUGCAAGGCUAGCACCAAUUUUGGAGAUGAGCAAUUUUACCGACGGAGUAAAAUUGUCUGUACAGGAUGUGAUCAGUGUAACGAACAAUUUCAGCGAGGCCAAUAUCAUCGGAGAGGGGUCCAAGAGCGUUGUCUAUAAGGGAGUUCUUCCCGACGGAAUGGUGAUUGCGGUGAAAAAACUGAUCAUGGAUCACGUUGAGAGGUCUGCCAACAGGUUCAACCAUGAGAUGCAGCUGCUAGGAACGCUACGCCAUCGGAACUGGCUGAAAGUCUAUGGCUUUCUGUCAAGUCCGGACAUCAAGGCUCUGAUUUUGGAAUAUGCGCCGAACGGGAGUCUUCACUACCAAUUGCACGGCUCUGAGACCUGUCAGCUCACUUGGAAGAUGCGCCUCGAAAUUGCUAUAGGGAUCGCAGAAGCUUUGGUUCAUAUUCACCAUGAAUGCGUUCGUCCGAUCAUCCACCUCGACAUCAAGCCCAGUAACAUUCUUCUGGACGAGAAUUUUGUUGCCAAAGUGGCAGAUUUGGGAAUUUCGAAGCUCGUUUCGAUCGGAAACAGCAGUGCUGACGGUACAACCAGUGCCCUUUUCGGAACCACGGGCUACAUCCCUCCAGAGUAUGGAAUUUCGCCGAAAGUUUCAACGAAAGGCGACGUGUUCAAUUACGGCAUCCUCCUUCUCGAGCUUCUCACGAGGAAAAGACCGACCCAUCGUUUCGAGCAAGAUGUUUCUUUGAGGGAGUGGGUUGCCGAUGCAGCUGAGAAUCCGGACAGGAUGCUCACGGUUUUGGACAGCAGGAUCCAGAACGAGUUGGCGGUUCAUGAAGAUCAGAUCCAGCUCAUGGUAAGAGUAGGCUUGCUGUGCAGCGAAAAUUCACCGGCCAAACGGCCGAGCAUGAAAGAUGUUAGAGACAUGCUGAUGCAAAUCGAAAGAUUGUCAAGUCCUAGACCCAAAAGGAACUGAUGCACAAUUUGCACAGUCAAAAAAAUGUACAGUGUAUAUUAGAUCAAGAACAAAGCGAUUGAUGUGAGGCGCCCUCGCGCAAGACCUGCUUCUAAGCCUGAAAUUAGAAAUAGAGAAAGUGAUAAUUUUGUCCAAUGAUUUCAAACUGCAAGACAUGCAGCUUUCGGCUUUUGCGUCAAAGUUGACAUUCACCAGCUAGGCUGUACGACCAUGACUGGAGAAAAGGUACGAUUUCAUGUCUCGUUCGGGUCUGAUCGUACCAUCUUCUUUCGUCGAGGUGACCCCGGGACCAUUAGGGUAUGGCCUCCACGAC
Messenger RNA from Marchantia polymorpha subsp. ruderalis, 3164 nucleotides. The record is from the annotation of a GenBank genome assembly. NCBI's taxonomy places the organism in Eukaryota, Viridiplantae, Streptophyta, Marchantiopsida, Marchantiales, Marchantiaceae.